Molecule: messenger RNA, 861 nt
Organism: Thecamonas trahens ATCC 50062
Lineage: Eukaryota; Apusomonadida; Apusomonadidae
Exons: 2
Coding region: 1-861 (286 amino acids)
Source: RefSeq, a predicted model, not a curated record
AUGCGCAUGAACUUGCGUACCCUUGCAGCUGCUCUUACAGCAGCAUGCCUCCUCGCGGUGGCAUCGCUCGUUCCGUCGGCGGUCCUCGCUGGGCCGGUCCCGCACGCGCUCGCCGACCUCGUUGCCCGCUUUAGUGACGAUCCCGCAGUCGCGCUCGCCGCCGCCGAGCUGUCAGCAGCCGCGGGCCUCACCCGCGCUCUGGCUGCCGGCGAGCUCCCUGCUCUCGCCGCACUCCUUGCCGACGACACGCCCGACGUCUUUGCGCUCGCGCUCACCGGCCUUGCCAAGGCGCAGUACGCCCACGGCGCGGCCGCACCGCUCUCGACUGGCCUUGCCGCCGCGCUUGCCGAUCUUGCCGCCGCAGCCUCGGCCGACCUUGCUGCCGCUGCCUCCGGCGACGCCGCCGCCGCUGCCGCGCUCACGGUCGCCACUCCGGCGUACGGCGUGACUGCGGCGUUCGCCGAUGCCGCCCGCGAGGUUGUCGGUGACAUCUCGCUGGCCUCGGGCGCCUCGUUUGGCAUGGCCCUUCCCAACGUCUUUGUCUCCCGCUCGCUCCCGCCCGCCGCCCGCGACCAGCUCUGCGCGUCGGCGUCGGCGCUCUCGGCCGAGCUGGCGCCGGCAUCGAUCGCCUGCGCGACGAGCCCUGCGCCGCACGCCACCGUCCUUGCUCCGCGCGCCACCUCGUUCGGAAACUCGACCACGCCCACGUACGACACCUCGCGCGCCGGCAUCUGGCAGGCCGCCUUCUGGACCUCGAUCUUCCUCCUCCUCGUCUUCCUCGCCGCCACCUGCGCCCUCUGCUGCAUGUCCAUCCCCAACGACCCCAUCCUCUACCGCAACUCGCUCUCCAAGCUCGACUAA